Lodderomyces beijingensis is the source of this 3969-nucleotide messenger RNA. Lineage: Eukaryota; Fungi; Ascomycota; Pichiomycetes; Serinales; Debaryomycetaceae. The record is from the annotation of a GenBank genome assembly.
AUGGUGUUUCAGUCGUUUAUACAGUUUGCCAAAUUUCCAACAAAGCUAUCGUGUAUAUCUGCCUCAAGGCUUCGGAAAUCGUCACGAACGCCCUUCUUUCGCUCAUCGUUCCCGUACUUGCAUACUAGCUACUACUACCAGGGACUACAGACAUACAAUGACUUUUUGCAUGGAGCCAAAUGGUGGACGAGAGCUAACCGCCACUCGGCAGAACAACACGCCAGGUCCUUUUUGGGAAUAUCGAAUGGCCAUUAUGGAUUGUACUAUUCCAUGUACAACCACGAGUCCGAGAGAAGAGAGAAGCAGCAGAAAUACCGGGCAGAAAUACGGCAGUACCUAGUGAGACAGAUUGAGGAGGGCGAUAGAACCAAAUUUAGACAGUGCAUGUUCAUGAGAGCUUGUCAGCUUCAUCACAAUUUCCAUACAAGUAACCAGUACAGGCACAGAUAUAGACAUAGAGGUCACCAUCGAAGCGGCGGUGGUCGUCACCACUACAGGAGACUUUUCAAGCUCAAAUUGCUUCUUGUUGGGUUCACCGCGAGAUUCUUGAUCUCAAGAGCAUUCAAAGACGCUCAGUUGAACUUGGAAAAUGUCAAAAACUUCUCCACGAGACUAUCGUCUUCAUCGUUUUUCAAACCUACAAUUUAUUUAAUUCAUUCUGGAUCGCCCUCAUAUUCCACCAAUCCCAACGGAGGGUCAUCUUCUCCUUUACAUUCGCUAUUUUCUAAACAAGAGCCAAGAAAUGCUUUUAGCAUUGGCACUGGCGUUGGCAUUGGGAAAAGAUCCUACACAACAGCCUCGCAGAUUUUGAACGAAUCUGCGUUUGCAAAAGCACCACCGGCUAGAAAAAAGCAACGCACUUUAGCUGCCGAUGAAACUAAAACCAGUGGUGGUGAUGCUGCUGGUGCUGACGACUUUAACGAACAAUUUUUGACGACUCAAUUGCACAACAUACAAACAAAGUACGACAAUCACAAAACUCCACUGGACCUCGACAUUAUAUACCCCAUUUACCAAACAAUCAAGCGGAAUGGGUUGACACUACCAGAGAUUGCCCUCUAUGAUGUUGUCUUGAAGUCAAUAGAUGGGAGAAGUCUCGAUAGUGAAGUUGAAUUGCAAGCCAUUGAAGCGAAAUUAACGACCUUGUUAACGGUCUACCAGGACAUUCUCGGCGCAGGUGUCAAGCCUUCAAAGGAAACGUACAACAUUGUCGUUGGUGCCUUAAUGGAGGGCAGCAAAUCAUGCAUGCAAAUAGUGUCUCCCAAUUCGGCCCACUAUUAUCAAGCCAAUCGCAAGGCAAUGGAGUAUGCUCAGAUUAGCUUUGAGCUUUUGGAAUCUGUCCAUAGGCAAUUGGAUUUAAAGAUUCUUUUACCUACAAUGGUUGAACUCAUGUUGAAGUAUCCACCUUUAAAGAGCGAGAAGGUGAUGCGCAUAUUACUUCCUAUUGUCCAGAGCCUUGACUCUGCUGAUGACAAAUUGAAUUUUGACGCCAUGAAAUUUGUUCAACUUCUCGGAAGCCACAAUGUCAAUAUCAUUGCUGGCGCGGAAACUUAUUCCCUUGUUGAAAAAAUCUAUUCAAAUUUGAGAGAGUCACUGGUGGACGAGUUUGAGAUCUACUCAGCAAUGAUGAAUGCGUUGAUGCAGAACAACUUUACAAAUGCAGCUAGUCAAUUCUUGGAUAAUGUGCUCAUUGAUUACAAGGAGUCGUUACAGUUUGCCAAGAGGCCGCGUAAGCAACAAGUGAGUGACUUGAUUGCUGCGUUUUUGGAUAAAUUUGCCACCAAAUAUGGAUAUAUCAAGGGUCUUGACUUGCUCAAGAAAUUCCAGUCUGUUGCAUAUCUCCCGGAGUUGCCAGUCUCGUUGUACAAUAAAUUCAUCAACGAGUUGAGCAAAAGUGAAGGACAGUAUGAGAACAUGUGGCAGCUUUACAACAGAAUGGCAUUAAGAAGAGACUUUCAAUCGAAAUCAACAAUGGAUUUGAUGAGUUUCAACGGAGAUGUUGCGUGCCGCGAUCUUCUUUUAUCUCUCUCGAUACAAGCGGGGGACCAUGAGAGAGUGUUUCAACUACUCAAGGAGCUACUUUUAAAAGGGCACCUCAUUGGAGACCACCAGACUUUGCAGUUGUUGUUGCAUUAUCUAAACAAUGGUGUCACCCUUAACCGAGCUGAGGGUGAAUUUUUCAACAGCUACUACUUUGGACUAUUAUGUCAAAUCUUGGAAUCUCAAGCGAAAUACUACGACGCUUCCAACCAUUUGAGUGAUUUUGUUUCCGAGUUUAUUCCUUACAUGAUGAUUGCGGUUCCUGCGGAGCUACAUUCCGAUGGGCUCGCUAUUUGCAGUGUAGUCAAUUACAAUGUUCAAAGUCUUUUGAACUCGUUCUUGGUUGCCAAAGCAAUUGAUAAGUUUGACCUUCAAAAGGAUAAUAUUUACGGCAUUGUGUUUGUCGCACAGCAAUUGAUGUCCUACACUGGAAACAGCGAGAGUUUGCUUGAAAAGAUCAUUUCCGUUGAAGCUCGAUUGAUUAACGAAUUUGAAGAUGUUGAUAACCACUACAUUGAAUUGACGGACGACGUUGCCGCAUUCAAAGCCAAGCUUUAUGAUCACUUUAGGAGCUUAGUGAAUGCACAAACACCGUCACUGUUAUUGUCUUUGCCGAUUGUAGCCCAAGCUUGCGAAUACUUGGGCGUGGACUUGGGCCUCCAGCAAAAGUCGACGACUGUCAUCAAUGAUUCUCAUUCAGCGUCGUUGGUGGAGGAUUUAACCUACGAUUUGGUUCCGUUGCUCAAUGUAAACUAUAGGACAGGCAUUGCAAAAUUCAAGGACUAUUUCGAAAAAGGUUACAAUUUCCUGGCCAGCACCUGGGAAGUAAUAAUCAACGAAGAAUUUGUUUCAAAUCAUGCAAAGGAGAUUGGCAUUGAGGACAUUUUGACACGAAUUUGGUCUUGCAACGAUUGUGAUGCUGCACUUCGGAUACUGCUACUCCGCAAAAUGGUUGAAUUUGAUGACGAACAAGUCUUGAUUCAGGUCUUUGCCUUUGUUUCGCAGAAUUAUGUGUUUGAAAGUGAGAUUUUGGAUGCUUUGUUCAGGUCGGCAAAGAACAUUGGAAUUAAGUCCAUCGAUUUUGAUUUUGUUUCAGUAGCAGCAGCACAAAUGAAACAUGAUGGAAACAAAGGAUGGAUCAGUGCAUACUUUGCGUACUUGAGGCUGAUUCGAGACUUUGAAUCCAUAAUUUCAUCUUGCAAAGAUUUCGGUUAUGAAAUGGACGACGAGAUCAAAUUGUCUUUUCUUGAAGCUCAGUUGGAAGUAAACCCAGCUGGAUUUACAGAGCUCCUAAAUACGCUAGACGUCAAAGCUUGUGCCAAAUUGUCUGUUUUGAAGAUCAAAGACGCACUUGCCAAGGGUGUGGGAGCAAGCGCAGUGUUGUCAGAGGAAUACCCUGGGGAUACAGUUGAGUUGGCUCAAACUUUAUCUUACGCACGAUUUUUAGACUCAUUGCAACAAAACAAGUUUCAUAUCGAUUUUGCUGCGCCUGUCCGGUCAGCAAACCACUUGGCCAGCUCCUUGAUGACAACUGGUAACUUACCCGCUAUGAAGACGAUGUUGAAACAAAAUGACCAAUUUGACCAACGAGAAUUAAUCACGGAAAUGCUCGAUAUGUUAAUUCUCGCUCGGUCAAAGUACCUGGUGCCUAGCCAAGUGAUUAUUAACAAAUUGAUGCACUUUAUCAAAUUUUUCAAAUUGCUAGAUUUGAAAUUCUUGCCCGUAAAGAACUUUUUGCAAAUAAUUGAGAUUUUGAAAAUUACGAAAUCCGAAAUUCUACAAGUAUUGAUUAGGAGAAUAUUUGGUGGAGACAGAAGUAUAGAAGGUCGUUCAAUCGCGGAUGUGAUUAACUUUUAUUUCGUGGAAAUUAGAUUGCUCGAUGCUCACUCAAAGCAAUUGGUUGCUGAAGAGUUGAGAGAGUUUGUAUAG